GAGAGAUAGAGAGAGAGAGAGAGAGAGAGAGAGAGAGAGAAAGAGAGAGAGAAACAGAAAAAAUAUAGGAAGAAAGAAAUAUAAAAAAGGAAGAAAGGGAACGAAGAUAGAGAGAUUGGCUUUUUUAUCCGCAGCAACGCGUGAGUACGCGUCGUCGUUUUUCGACGGGGGCGGAUUGACCGUCUCUGCCGUUGCUGCUUUUGCUUCUGCUCCGCCUCCUGCUACUCUUGUAUCGUAUCGUUCCGUCUCGUUUGGUGUUUUAUCGUUAACUUCAACGAGUUUUUCUAUGACCGAACACAUUGGCAAAUACCUGACGCAAGUUCGAAAAUGAGGGAACGUUGCAAGUAAUUUCUAUCAGAGGAAAGCCCCGAGGUACGAAGAUCUCCGUGCAGAAUGAAAUAGAAUAGAAAAUGUCAGAACUUGAGGAAAGUCUGGCAGCGCCGGAUAGUACAACGAGAGAACAGCGUCUAGGUUUCUCUCAUGGAGACGAUGUAUUACUCCAGCAUAAAGAUGGAAAAUAUUACUUGGGCACUGUCGUGGAGGUGGAUUUGGCUAGAGAGAGAUGUCUUGUCAAAUUUAUGGACAAUACAUCCUCUUGGUCGUCGGUCAAAGAGCUGACGAAAUUAGCUAUGCCAGAUUCAGAUGUUAUGUGCGUUCUCUGUAAGAAAUCCGAGCCUAAGACCGACAAUGACAUUGUUGUUUGUGAUAAAUGUGGCCGUGGCUACCAUCAACUUUGUCAUCAGCCUCAAGUAUCAAAAGAAGAAACAAGAAGCGAUACGAAUUGGAUGUGUAAACGAUGUAUGGAUAAUCAGACGAGAAAUCGUGAAUCUGGAGAAAUUAAGAAAUGUAUGGUUAAAGUAAAUAUUAGGAAAGUUUGUAGUGGUAGAGAUCAACCUCAACCACCUCCGGAUGAUAUGACAAAAUUACCAUAUGACCCUGAUAUGUUGAGUUGGGACGUACAUCAUCGAGUGAAUGCAGAACAAAUUUAUUGUUAUUGUGGUCUAAAUGGAGAAUGGUAUACCCAAAUGUUACAGUGUGCUCGUUGUAAACAAUGGUUCCAUGAAAAGUGUGUUAGUUGCUUAAGGUACCCUCUUUACAGCGGAGAUAGAUUCUAUGUUUUUGUUUGUUCGAUGUGCAAUUAUGGAAAAGAAUUCGUACGACGUUUGGAAUUGAAAUGGGUCGAUUUAGUGCACCUGAUGUUGUACAAUCUGACUGUCUACAAUGCAAAAAAGUAUUAUGAUUUAGAUACGGUUAUUAUACCUUAUGCCAAUGACAAUUGGAAUUCUUUGCAACUUCCACCACGUAUUCGAGAUGUUAGUGUUCAAGUACGCAGAGAAUCAAUACUAGCUAUAUUAACCAAUAAUAGGAAUAGAUUCAAGUGUGGAAGAGAAAUUAAAAAACGUACCACAAUAUGGGGUCUUAGAGUUAGAUUACCACCUCCAUGUCCUAUCGUUAAUCUUCCAGCGUCUGGAAUAAUAGAUGAUUCUGUGUUACGUAGAUGCUGGGGUGCUAAUAAAAGACUACAAUAUUUAUCUCCAUCAGCAGGAUGUAUGCCAGAAAGUACAAAACAGUUAAACGCACUAAAGGAAAGUUCACCAGAAAAUUUGGAAAUACCUGUUAAUCCGUCAGAUGUGGUCAUGAGAGGAACAAUUUAUCAAAAUUCUGAAGCAGAACAGAGUUCAUGUCCAAGUCCAAGUCCUCCUUCUCAAUCCACGCAAUCUUUGAGAGAACGAUAUAGUGGAGGUGGUUUUGUAAAAAAAACUUUCCCAUUUCCAAAGUUAAGUUUACAAAGAAGAAGAAGAUUAAUGGUAUUGGGUAGUUCUCGAGAAAGGAUGUUACGUAAACAUAAAAAAAGGGAGAAAGGUUGUGGAGAUGGUUCAUUAGGAAAAUCGCAAGGUGUUAGGGAGGCCAGAUAUAGGAAAGCUAGGAAGCUAUUAAAAAAUGCCAUUGCCAAGAGCAAAUCUAGAAAUUCGGAACAAUCGGAUUUACCACCGACACCUCCAACCUCUGUAUCUGGUCCGCCAACACCACCGGCUACCACUUCGGGUAUGUCCGAAUUAUCUGUGCCCAGUUCAAUGGAAUUAAUGCACCCUCUGCCACCAUCGACACCAGCAGAUACAAGUGGCGACGAAACAAGCUCAAGGGGAACAUUAGAUUCCUUCAUUCCACCACCAAAAGAUUUUGAAGGAAAAAACAAUCCUUUUCGAAAUCUCAGCGAUUUGUUGGGUACACCUUGCAGUCUUAAUCAGGCAAGCUCCAGUACACCUUUACCUUAUAAUCAAUGUCCCAUUACAUUGCCUCUUCCAUUGACACCCGUGAUAGCACAACCACCAGUAGUACGUCCAACUAAACGUCAAUUAUCAGAAAAAGACAUUAUCAUAGACAGAAAUGGACAAGUGAAACGAAAAAGACAACAUCGACGUGGUAGACCAUCUCAACAGCAACAACAGCUUCAACAACAAUUUCAACAUACAGCUAGUAAAACCGCUACGAUUUUGCCAGCACGAUAUAACGAAGUUAAAAAUGAAUUUGUGAGAAAUUUAAGGAGUUCGUUCAAUGGUGGUGGUGCUUCAAGCAGUGCCAGUAGUCAAAUUGGAAAUUGUGUAGAUUAUGCCUUAAAUGGAAGAAGAUUACGACAACGACAAAGCAGUGAAAAAUUACCACCACCGGACCCACAACCACAGAAGAAAUGCAAUGCAUCUUCCUCUCCUAAAUGUUCGCCUAUGAAACAAAGUACUCCUGACAUAUCUUUGGAUGAUCUUAAGUCAUCGGUGAAUAUUUACUUCGGAGCUGCCAACAGGAUAGCAGCAGGUGAGAAGUUUGUGAUCAAGGCAAAAAGGGUAGGACCUAAUGGUCAAACACAGUAUCUCAUCGAAUGGGAAAGUCUUACCACUUAACGGUGAAAAUGUCAUUUACAUCAUGGUCAGGUAAUAAUGCUCGACCAAAUAAUAUUGAGUAGAGAACAACUGUUAUCUGACAAUCUGGAUACUUAGGAUGGGAAUAUCGUAACGAAUCGAUUUGUGUUACUCACUGCCAUUCGUUAAAUACAUUUAUCUAUAAUGAGUA
Molecule: messenger RNA, 3066 nt
Organism: Vespula pensylvanica (western yellowjacket)
Lineage: Eukaryota; Metazoa; Arthropoda; Insecta; Hymenoptera; Vespidae
Gene: Pcl
Exons: 10
Coding region: 411-2897 (828 amino acids)
Biological process (GO): regulation of DNA-templated transcription; chromatin organization
Cellular component (GO): nucleus
Molecular function (GO): chromatin binding; DNA binding
Source: RefSeq, a predicted model, not a curated record